This is a messenger RNA of Cornus florida, 1086 nucleotides long. RefSeq lists its product as uncharacterized. The coding region runs from base 1 to 1086 and encodes 361 amino acids. The transcript has a single exon. The record is from RefSeq and is a predicted model, not a curated record. Lineage: Eukaryota; Viridiplantae; Streptophyta; Magnoliopsida; Cornales; Cornaceae.
AUGACAUUCAAGCACCAUCAAGAUUCUGUAACUGGAGAUUUAAUUCUUUCCUCACCAGAAAUUGAACAUGCAGGCAUUUCAGCACUGAGGUCUAGUCUCAUAGGAUUCUUUGUACACAAAAGUCUUCAUUUUGGCCUUAUCCAAACCCUCUCAACUAAGUACUGGAGUGACAAAGGUCUUCUCAAGGUUACAAGCUCUGUCAAAGGUUUUUUUGAAUUUCACUUCUCCUCUUCAGCCAUGUGUGACCUUAUUCUGGCUGAAGGACCAUGGUUCUUUGCUGGUAAAGCCAUUACACUCAAGAAAUGGGACCCCGAAUUCAGGUACAACCACCAUGUCUCCUCCUUACCUAUUUGGGUCAAGAUCUUUGGGCUUCCUCUGCAUUACUGGACUAGUUCAGGAUUUAGUCUUGUUGUAAGUGCCAUCGGUAAACCCAUUUUUGCUAACAUCUACACAGAGGAAAAAUCCAAGACCAGGUUUGUAAAGCUUUGUAUUGAGAUCAACACUAACUCCCACUUCCCUGCUACACUGAACCUACAGCUUAACUCAGGGAUAAUGGCCUCAUUAAGGUUUGAAUACCUGCACUGUCCUCCAAGCUGCUCAUUAUGUCAAUGCUUUGGACAUAAUCUUCAAACCUGCCCUUCCUCACCUUCCAAAACCCCUACCCAUUCUCUUCACAAUCCCAAUGAUUGGCAAAUUGUACCAUUCUCCAGGAAUUCCCAUGAAAAUCACACCCUUCUCACUCAACCACCUCAACCAGCCACCCUUAAAAACACUGUUACUCAUUUUUUCAGUGAUAAUGACAAACUUGUCAUUAACUUUACUCCUCUGAGACCUCUUGCUACUUAUGAUGCCACAUAUAAGGCCCUCAUUAUUAAGGAUACAACAUCUAUUCCAAACCCUUUUUCUCCACUUUCUGACACUGAAGAGAGCACAUCAGGCUCAGAACCUACUACCACAUUACCCACACCUUCUGACCCAAGCUCCAGUUUACAUAAACCACAAACACCAAAAAAAAAAAAAGAAGAAAUCCAUGAACCAAUCAGCACCAAACAGAGGGAUCAUCCUCCCAUGUGGAAAGCUCUUUAA